This is a messenger RNA of Rhinocladiella mackenziei CBS 650.93, 1431 nucleotides long. RefSeq lists its product as uncharacterized. The transcript has 2 exons. Lineage: Eukaryota; Fungi; Ascomycota; Eurotiomycetes; Chaetothyriales; Herpotrichiellaceae. The record is from RefSeq and is a predicted model, not a curated record. The coding region runs from base 1 to 1431 and encodes 476 amino acids.
AUGGCCUCGGAGAAACCACCAUCCAUUACGCUGCCUCCGCCAAUCCAUUCCGGCCGUCGGGUCAGCCCUUCGCCACAUGGCUUGAGACAACGUCCCUUGGGCCGGUCAUCCACUUUCGCCGAAGGACAUGCACAACUCAAUCGCCGACGAGGUUCGUUCCUCUCUGAAACCCUCUCGGAGACACGAAAGUCUUUGCGUUCCUCCACCGACGACAUAUUGCUCCCGCGAGCAAAGGAAGGGGACGACCUUCAGGUUCACGACGACACAUCUCAUUGGCAGUCAUUGCCUCUUGGCCUGGCCUUGCUUCCUGCUGUCGGAGGAUUGCUUUUCAAGAAUGGGAGUGCCGUCAUCACUGAUGUCACUUUGCUGGGUUUGGCUGCCAUCUUCAUGAACUGGGCGCUCAGGUCGCCAUGGGACUGGUAUCGUGCGGCCCAAACCCCCAUCUUCGCUGAACCACCAUCGCCGACUGUUUUCUCGCCCAUCGAUAAAGCAGCAGAGCAGCAGGAUCCCACAUCUCCCCGCGAGGAUGGUGAGGGACUAGCUGAGAGUGGACCAAGCUCAAAGCCUGAUGCUUCUUCGGAUGCGCUCAAUGCGGAAAGUGCAUCUGCCGAGAGAGAGCUCCGGAUCUAUGAGCUCAUGGCGUUGUUCUCCUGUUUCGCAUUUCCGCUUCUGGCUGCAUGGCUUCUCCAUGGGAUCAGGUCUCAACUUACUCGGCCUUCUGAAGGGCUAGUCUCCAAUUACAACCUGACCAUAUUCAUCCUGGUCGCCGAGAUUCGACCACUUUCCCAUCUCAUCAAAUUGGUUCAACGGAGAACUCUAUUCUUGCAGCGUCGCGUCAAUGCCGAUGCUCUCAUAGAAUCGCGUCGGGCUGAAAAUCAACAGCUUCGGGAUGUCACUCACAGACUGGAGGAAUUAGAAGCUCAUGUGGCAGAACGUAUUGAUCGUUCAAGUGGGAAAGAGAAUGAAUCAGUCGGCGAUGAACUUGCAGCGAAAGCAUCCGCAUUGGCGUCUUCCGAUAUAAAGAAAUCUGUGCAACCCGAACUCGAUGCUCUGAAUCGUGCGAUGCGUCGAUAUGAAAAGAGGACGACUAUCUCGGCGGUGCAAAUCGAAGCAAGGCUGCAGGAUCUCGAAUCCCGGCUGGACGAUGUGGUGUCAUUGGCGGCUGCUGCUCAGCGAACUGCGGAUCGCAAACCAGGCAAUUAUGUUUUCAUUCUUACCAACUGGAUAUGUGCAGGUAUUGUCUUACCUGUGCAGUACCUGAUGUAUCUCUCCAGCCUGCCAGGGAGAAUUCUGAGUGCCGCUAUUGCAGUCCCAAGAAGAUAUGUGCGUAAAAGGUCAAAGUCUCAGCCGGGCAAGGAGAGUCGAGCAUCUCGCAGAGGACCAUCCACACGUUCUGGAGAGCGUGAAAGGAGACCGAAACCGCCGUCCUGA